UCAUAUAAAAUUAUAAUACAUAUAAAAAUUAAAAAAUUUUUAAUUCCCGGCUAGGUUGUAUAAAAUCAGCAAAGACGAAGUUUAUUAGAUUGUUUUGUGAUAUCAGGAAGAUAUCAAGUAAUUUAACUAACAAAAUGGUUAUCAAACAUCACGCUGAAAAUUAUGAAGAAUUCACCAAAUUGGUUGAAGGAUUAGAAUCUUCUGGUGAACCAAUUCAUGUGCUAUUUAGUGGUAACAAGGAUGAAAAUGGUAAAAGUUGGUGCCCAUAUUGUGUAAAAGCUGAACCAGUUAUUACAGAAGCUGUAGAAAAAUCAGCUGAAAAGAGUCACUUUGUUCAUGUUGAAAUCGAUAGACCAUUCUGGAAAGAUUUAAACUGUCCCUUCCGUAAGGAUCCCCGCACUCAUUUGAUAUUCUUGCCAACUUUGUUGCGUUGGAAAUCACCUCAACGUUUAGAUGGUGAGCGUUGCUCAAACGCUGAUCUCGUUGAAAUGUUACUUACUGAUGAGGACUAAGAACGAUAUUAUAGAGUGUGGAAUGUUAAGAUAAAGUUUAUAUUUGUAUUCACAAAAAAAAAAAUAAAA
This is a messenger RNA of Episyrphus balteatus (marmalade hoverfly), 581 nucleotides long. RefSeq names its product thioredoxin domain-containing protein 17. Lineage: Eukaryota; Metazoa; Arthropoda; Insecta; Diptera; Syrphidae. Bases 135 to 512 code for a protein of 125 amino acids. Gene Ontology annotation, molecular function: protein-disulfide reductase [NAD(P)H] activity. Gene Ontology annotation, cellular component: cytosol. The transcript is spliced from 3 exons. The record is from RefSeq and is a predicted model, not a curated record.